UCAAGCGCAAUCGCAAUAAGUUUGGCGUCGUGCAAUGGAGAACGAAAAAAUGACCAAGGAACAGUUUUUCGAUAUAGAAGGUUUGUUACAAAAUCUAAGAGAUCAAAAUGGGAACAGAACGAAAGCGAAUGAAGCAUGCUUAUCGACAUUGGGCCAGAAAGUAAAUGGCUCUGAGCUAGGACGUACGCCACCCGCAAACAGUGUCACCUCAACCUCUCGAGAACUGGUUAGAUACCAUUCUGUGGUGGACCUGGAGGAGUUAGAAGAUGACUACGGAAGCUGCAAAGGCUCAACGGAGAAUGUUAACCAUCAGUUGACUAAAUUUGUAGAAUCCGAAAAAUUCAAACCGGAUUCUGUCGUCGCUCAGUCGGCAGACAAACCUUCUAAUCAGGGAUUCCCAGGACCGACCCAAACUCCUGGAUUACUUCCUCGUCACGAAGCACAUAAUGCGGAACUUUCGAAUUUUGUCCAGAAAAAAUCGAUCGCUCAGGGUAUGAUGGAUCUGGCCUUGGUAUCUGCCAACACUAAUCAACUACGCUAUGUGAUGGAUAUCGGUGAUCGACAUCCAUAUUUUUACACCAGCAUGGCUCUCAUCAUCACUAGCCUGGUGAUGCAGCUAGUCGUGGGCUUGGCACUUAUUUAUAACAGCAGGUUCAACAUCCGAAAACGACUAGAGAUGCGAUCAGCCGAUCGCAUCAAUGACUUAUCGGUAAUUGGUGUGUUUUUGAUCACGCUAGUCAACGUGUUUAUCUCAACAUUCAACGGAGCCAGCUCAGCACCAUUUUCCGGCGAAGUGUUUCCAAUGUCAACUAAUGUGACGACCACGUCGUCACCGGAUGUCGGAAGUGAUCACACUGAAACCAUUUCCAGUGUAUACGGUGAUGGAAUAUGAACAUAGUUCUCAAGUCUUCCGCAUAUGUCAAAAGUACCGAGAUGUACCAACCGAAUUGUAUGCAAAACGUACCAGAUAGAUGGUUCGUUGUUUG
Messenger RNA from Malaya genurostris, 986 nucleotides. Its product is annotated as ninjurin-B-like. Gene Ontology annotation, biological process: tissue regeneration; cell adhesion. The coding region runs from base 35 to 892 and encodes 285 amino acids. The record is from RefSeq and is a predicted model, not a curated record. Gene Ontology annotation, cellular component: membrane. The transcript is spliced from 5 exons. NCBI's taxonomy places the organism in Eukaryota, Metazoa, Arthropoda, Insecta, Diptera, Culicidae.